Tetrahymena thermophila SB210 is the source of this 1266-nucleotide messenger RNA. Its product is annotated as microtubule-associated protein EB1. Gene Ontology annotation, cellular component: microtubule plus-end; microtubule organizing center; cytoplasmic microtubule. Gene Ontology annotation, biological process: spindle assembly; regulation of microtubule polymerization or depolymerization; protein localization to microtubule plus-end. Gene Ontology annotation, molecular function: microtubule plus-end binding. The transcript has 4 exons. The record is from RefSeq and is a predicted model, not a curated record. Lineage: Eukaryota; Ciliophora; Oligohymenophorea; Hymenostomatida; Tetrahymenidae.
AUGUCUGAAGCUUCAAUAGGUAUAAUGGAAGGAGCGUUCUUUGUUCCAAAGAGUGAAAUUCUUAAUUGGAUCAACAACUUGCUCUAGUUGAAUUUGACGAAAAUUGAGCAACUAGGAACAGGAUCAGUCUAUUGUUAAAUAAUUGACGUACUUUAUCCAGGCACUGUUAAAAUGAAUAGAAUUAACUGGAAAGCUAGAAAUGAGUGGGAAUUCAUAGUUAAUUUGAAAUAUCUACAACAAGCAUUUCAAAAGAACAACAUCAAAAAAUACAUUGAGAUUGAGAAACUUUCAAAAGCAAAGUAUUAAGACAAUCUUGAAUUUGCUUAAUGGAUGAAAAGGUAUUUCGACAUAAAUAAUGGCUAAAAUAAUGCUAAGGAUUAUGAUCCUGUUGCAAAAAGAGGAAUCCAAAACUCAGAAACUGAUUUUUCAUUUCUAGAUAUGAGAGACAACUCGAGAAUGGCAGCAAUGAGAGGAGCUAAAAAUGAUAAUAGUGCCGACUAGAAGUACUUAAGAAAAAAAAUGGUUACAAGAAGCAAGUCUCCCAUUUUAAAAUCUUUAGAGAAAAAUUAAUACAUCUUAGGAUCAAAAAGCAAAGAAUUAAAAUUAGAGAAUAUGUAGAAAAAGCAAUUAAUAGAUGAGAGAGAUAUUCUAAUUAUUAAAUUUCAAGAAAUUUAAGCUAUAUUAGGAAAAUCUAAUCUAGGAGAAGCUUAAAAAAUACAAGAAAUUACUUAAAUAUCUAAUUAUGUAAUGAGUCUUAACUUAAUACAGUCAAAAGAGUAAAUUGAAAAUGACGAAAACAAUUUUAGUUCAAUAAGAAAGAGAAAUUCAAUUGACAAAUUUUAGCAUAAUAAUACAAUCAAAGAAGAAGAUAGUCCACCUAGAUCUGAAAAACAAAAUACCAACGCCUAAGCCUCAUAAAAGGAAAAAGUUAUGAAAAAUAAUUCAUAAAUUUCUAACUCAUCAAAUUUAAAUAACAAUCCAAGCAGUUUAAGCAAUAAUAACUACACUGUAGCUAAUAACACAAAUAAAAAAUCCGUAAUCCUUAACUAGCCUUUAACAGGAAAUAAUAAUUAAAAUAUCCCCAAUAAUAGCAACAGCAACUAAAACUCAAAUAGCAAUAUUGAGGAUGUUAAGUAAGAGAAAGCAUCUCACCCAAAUAAUAGAGGUAGUGUCUAAAAAACCUAAAUAGAAAAAGAAUUACACAAAAAGUAAACUUUAGCACGUGUAAAUAAGCAUUCUGAGUAGUUAAAAUAAAAAGCCAAUUGA